AUUUCCCACUUGCCACCAGUCACCACCAUUUCUUUCUCUCUCCCGCUUUCAUUCUCUCUCUAGUUCAUUGCUUCCGUCGACUACUAAGCAAGAACAGUCGACGUUUCUCCUCACAAAUUCCAGAAAAACCCAUCUGACUUUCACUUUUCUUCUUCAAUUUCUUACACUGCUGUUUUUCUGUUACUAUGUAGCUUACUCAAAUCACAAACAAUUCAAUUUUACACAUAUUCAUCUAUAUAAUUCCCCAAUAUUGUACCUUCAAUGCUUCAUUUUCAUACCCAAUUGAAAUUCCCUAAAACCCUAAAACUACCCACAAUUUGAUCGCUCUAAAACCCCUGCAAUAUAAUGAGAGUGAUUUGCAAAUGUUGUUUGCGAAUUGUUUAUCUUGUUGUUGAUGGUGAGGAUGAUGUCUCAGUCACUCCCACAAAACGAUAAUUAUAAUAGCAACAACAGCAGCAACGGCCCACAAAAUCAUCAUCACCAUCACUACCAUAGUCAACCAGCUCCGCUUUCUUUUUCACCUCCACCCUCCUCCCUUCAUGCCGUGCGCAUUAAUUCUUUCCAAAAUAAACUUGUUCCGGGCAGGGUUCGGCUUUCGGAUAUUUCUCCGUACGACGGAGCCUCAUGUGGGGCUUACCUGAAGGCAGUGGAAGCUCUUUCUGGGUCCCUUAUGAAACAUAAUGCGGCGGUUAUUGAGCUCGGAAGCAAUGAUGCUGCAAUCAUGCGGUGCGGGUUGGAGUCGGCUAAGUUGUAUUUCAGGAAUAGGACUGGGACUGUUGGUAAAGGAGACAGAGCUGUUUACAAGUAUAGGGCUGGAAGGACUUUAGAAGAUAAUGAUUCUUCUCCUCCGUGCAUGGCUGAAGUUUUUAGAUGCUUGGGUAAGAUUGCUCGUGCUGUGUUGUGUGCUAUUGCCAGGCAUCUCCGUCUGCGUAGCGACAUCUUUAACCAUCUGCUUGAUGAUAAUCCACUACCUGCUGGUGAGGAGUCCUCCUCUAUGCUUGUCGCAACCUAUUUUACGGCUUCUUUGCAAAAUGGAAAAGGGACUAUUAGUGGGGGGAAAUCAUCUGUUAGUUUUGAGAAGGGAUUGUUAACUCUUGUGUCGUCUGAUGCUCCCGGCCUUCAGGUCUGUGACCCCAAUGGUCGAUGGUACCUGGCAGAUAGUGGGUUAGGUUCCAGUUCUGUUUUGUUACUGACAGGGAAGGCACUUAGUCAUGCUACAGCUGGCCUUCGUCCUACUGUCUCACAUCGUGUGGUUGCUGAUAUCUCUUCAGUUGCUGGUGUUGGUGCUGGAAGGACAUCAUUAGCCUUUAUGCUUAUGCCACAGAGCAAUGCCAUUUUGGACUGUUCUUCUAUUACUGCAGCCGGUCAUGUCAUUCCUCACAGUUAUGCUCCCAUAUCCGUAAGCCAAUUCAUGGAUGAUCUUUGUGCUGAAGAAGAUGCUUUGUGCAAUCACACUGAAGAUACUUAUGUGGAACAAAAUCAUGUUAACAAGGAGCCGUCAUUGAGAAGUGUUCUUUCUGAUCCCAUAUCGGGUACAUUUCUCGAAGAUGCAAUGGUUGUCUCAUGUGGACACUCAUUUGGGGGUCUCAUGCUGAGAAAGGUUAUUGAAACGUCCAGGUGCAUGCUAUGUCACAUGGAGAUUGACACCCAGUCAUUGAUUCCGAACCAUGCUUUAAGAGCUGCUGCUGCAGCAGUAAAGCAUGAGGAUGAUCGAAGACUUUUCCAUAAUGCAGCACUUAGAAAGCGACGAAAAGAAAUUGGUCAUCAGAUAGAUUUGGGAAGGAAAAUUAAUAAUAAGGAGAAUGGGAUUAUUACUUCAGAUAGUGGUCUGCAAAGAGCAGUUCAGUAUCCAUUUUCUGUAAAUGAGAAAGUAGUGAUCAAGGGGAAUCGUAGAACACCCGAUAAAUUUGUUGGAAAAGAAGCUAUAAUAACAUCUCAGUGUCUUAAUGGCUGGUAUUUGCUCAAAAUACUAGGAAGUGGGGAAAGUGUUCGCUUGCAAUAUAGGUCUCUCCGAAAGCUCACUGAUUCACAACGAGAGGAUAUAUGUGGAUCAGAGCCUAUUCAAGGUAGUAGCAGUGAACAUGAUUUGUGAUUGCUCUGUCCAUACUCCCAGUGUUCCCGACUUCGAAACACCCAUCAGCCUCAUUCCUUGCUGUAUCAUUAUCUUCACGUAAAUUGGUCUUUAGGGUAAUUAGCUCUGCUAAUUAUCUAUGCUUGAUUCGUAUAUUGAGUGAGCUUUUUUAAUCAUAAUUUUUCUAUUUGAAUUUGUAGGUGGAACCACAGUAGCUACUAUCUUAGGUUGUGUAUAGACAUUUAAAGAGCUUAAGGGCAUUAUACAAUAUGCAGACAUUGUACCAUGGAUCCCUACAAAAUUAUAUUUAGCGUUAGGCCUUGAAUCC
Amaranthus tricolor (Joseph's coat) is the source of this 2399-nucleotide messenger RNA. RefSeq lists its product as uncharacterized. The transcript is spliced from 12 exons. The coding region runs from base 395 to 2092 and encodes 565 amino acids. The record is from RefSeq and is a predicted model, not a curated record. NCBI's taxonomy places the organism in Eukaryota, Viridiplantae, Streptophyta, Magnoliopsida, Caryophyllales, Amaranthaceae.